Molecule: messenger RNA, 1008 nt
Organism: Meloidogyne enterolobii
Lineage: Eukaryota; Metazoa; Nematoda; Chromadorea; Rhabditida; Meloidogynidae
Source: the annotation of a GenBank genome assembly
AUGUAUUUAUUUUCAAUAUUUAUAUUCUUAAACAUAUUCUACAAUGUAACAACGUUGUCAAUUUUUGUGAAGAUUUCAUGGCGAGGAAAUCAUAUUGAAGACGAAAAAAUUUUGGCCUCGAAAAACACCCACCGAUUCAACGUGGAAUUGACUAAUGAUAAAUGGGAUCUACCCACGGAAGGAGAAACAGAUAAAUAUGACACUUUUCACUUUGAGGAGGGUGAAGAAAAUAAUGCCGAAAAUUUGGAAAAAUACAGCUUGAAGGUGUACAAAGUUUUAAAUGAAGAUUUAAUCACUGAAAUUGUUUCUAUUGAUAAUGUUGAAGACAAUUCAUUAAUUUACAUUAAAUACGAAGGCAGAAACAAAACAAGCUACACAAAAAUAUUAAAAAAAGAUGAAGAAUACUUCAAUACAAUAAUUAAUUUAAUUAAACGCCCUGUUAGAUUCAUUCAAUUUAAUUUUAAAACUAAAGCUUUUAUAGAAGGAGUUGUAACUAUAAAAUGCAAAAAUGAUGACAAUAAUGACAAUGAUAAAAUUGUUGAAAUUAACAUUCCUGAAAGGGAAAAAACUAAUAAAGUUGCUGCGCAUCAUUCACAAAUAGUUAAAGCAAGAGUGUGCCCAGAUGAUAAAUACGACUUUACAAUUAAAAAGAAUGUCGCGCCAAAAGCUAAACAAUACGAACUCAGAGAAUUUACAUUAGAGUGUCAACAGGCUAUAAACGAAAAUAAUAAUUUAAAUAUAUACGAGUUUAAUGUACUGAAUAAAGAUAAAAAAGGAAAACGUAAAACAAAAAUAACAAAAACUGAGUGCUUGUUAGAUAAAAGUAAAUUUGUAAUGAUAGAUGAAUCAAAGGGGGAUUUCAUUAAUCUUUUAAGCGAAAAUGAAAAAAUUGCCGAAGAAAAGCUUAGGGAAUAUAUUGGUGAAGCAAAGACAUUUGAUGGUGAUUAUGAAUUAUAUUUUCGAUUAAUAUUUGUUAGGAGGGUGGGAGAGUUGAUACUGGUUCCGUAG